CUUCAAAUUUCCCUACACAAGGCUGGCCAUUUGUGCAACAACCUUCACUCACAAUAAAAUAACCCUCGUAACAGCCCUCAUAAUAGCUGUUAUAUUUAUAGUGGGUAAACACUGUAGUUAUAGCGGACUCAGUGGUCUACCUGCUAUAAUUAUAGCGGCUACUCUAGGAUGGCUAUUGCGUAUGGUUUAUCUUCCAAGUUUUGUCCUAUGUAGCCUCAUUAGACCUUGCUAGGUUACAUACAAUCUUCGGCUUCGUCUAGAAUCUCCAUCAAAAUCAACACUCAUCUAAAAUGGCAAAGGGAAAUCCACCGUGGGCGCUCCGUUGGCGCUCAAACACGCUCUUCAUAUUGACCACGGUAGCGGUCGGUCUCUUUACAGAUUUGUUUCUUUAUGGCCUGGUAGUCCCCGUACUGCCAUUCAUGCUGCGAAGCAGGCUUUCCGUUCCAGAGGAUAAAAUCCAGUCGUAUGUAUCAGGUCUUUUGGCAGCAUAUGCUGGUGCAUCCGUGGUGUCGUCUAUCCCCGCCGGAUGGAUUGCCGACCGCACCAAUUCUCGGCAGUUACCCUUCCUCAGCGGACUCGCCGCUCUACUUGCCGCAACUAUUCUGCUAGCUAUUGGAAAGAACAUUGCUGUGCUAGUUGUCGCUCGCAUUCUCCAGGGCGUCAGUGCAGCAGUUGUCUGGACCAUCGGUCUUGCCAUGGUGCUUGAUACCGUUGGGCCCAAGAAUCUAGGCAAAGUCAUCGGAUCAAUUUUCUCUUUCAUUUCAAUUGGGCAGUUGAUGGCGCCUGUAAUAGGCGGCGUGCUAUAUGAGAAGACUGGAUAUACCGGGGUCUUUGGUUUAGGCGCAGGCAUACUUGUGUUAGAUUUCCUGAUGAGACUUCUUGUCGUCGAGAAGAAAACAGCCAAAAAAUAUAACGAGUCGAUUCCGGAUAACGAGGCCAAUCCACGAGAUAUGGGGUCAAGAGUUGAUCAAAAUUCUGAUGAAGCUGAUCAUGAAGCGUCUGAGGAGGACGCCCUGUUACCGAAGAAGGCAGAUGAAGCGUAUAAGAUCCAUUAUGAGCCAAACAGUCUCAUACAUGCACUACCUAUCCUCGCUUGCUUCAAGAGCCCACGUUUGCUCAUGAGCCUUGGCCUCGCUUUUGUUCAGGCCGUCUUGCUAGCUGCAUACGACGCCACCAUCACCACCGAGGCUCAAAGCUUAUUCCAGUUCUCGCCUCUACAAGCAGGGCUUAUCUUUAUUGCCCUUGAUGUGCCAUAUUUAUUACUUGGGCCCGUGGCAGGUUGGGCUGUUGACCGAUACGGAACGAAACUUGCGGCGGUAAUUGGGUUCGGAUGGAUGGUGCCAGCCUUGAUCUUGCUGCGAAUUCCCGCGCAAGAGCUGCUCCCAAAGUCGCAGAACAUCAUCUUAUACUCUGCUAUUCUAGCACUUAAUGGGGUCGGGUUAGCCAUUAUAGGUUCGCCUAGUGUUGUCGAGGCGAGUGAUGUAGUGCAGAAGUAUGACAAGGCAAAUCCAGGAUUCUUUGGAAAGAAUGGCCCAUAUGCUCAGCUCUACGGGUUCAAUUCACUCUUCUUCUGCACUGGGCUUACAAUAGGGCCCGUUGUUGCAGGUUCUUUGAAGGAUUCUAUCGGAUAUGGAAAUAUGAAUCUUGUGUUCGCGGUACUAUCCGCAAUUACUGCUGCUCUAUCGUUCUUCAUUAUCGGGGGCAAGCCUAAAAUUCUAUCAUGAAGAAUAGCGUAAUAUUAUAGGAAGCCUCAUCAGAAGUCUCCUGGAACAUCAUUCAAUGCCAUUUGUAUACUAUCUGCUUGAUUGUUCACCUAUGACUAUUGACUUUAGUAUUGCAAGUCACUGGCAUAUACGGCAAGAUCGG
This is a messenger RNA of Xylaria bambusicola, 1866 nucleotides long. RefSeq names its product major facilitator superfamily domain-containing protein. The coding region runs from base 291 to 1724 and encodes 477 amino acids. The record is from RefSeq and is a predicted model, not a curated record. NCBI's taxonomy places the organism in Eukaryota, Fungi, Ascomycota, Sordariomycetes, Xylariales, Xylariaceae. Gene Ontology annotation, biological process: transmembrane transport. The transcript has 2 exons. Gene Ontology annotation, molecular function: transmembrane transporter activity.